This is a messenger RNA of Anthostomella pinea, 1545 nucleotides long. The record is from the annotation of a GenBank genome assembly. Lineage: Eukaryota; Fungi; Ascomycota; Sordariomycetes; Xylariales; Xylariaceae.
AUGGCAGAUAUCACGGAAGAAAAGGUGGUGCCUGAAGCCAAGAAGCCUCUUGACGAGCCACAACUUUCAGAUCCGUCAAGUCAAACACCUCCAACUGAGCUGACGGCUCCGUACAGCAUCUACGGUCGGAAGGAGAGAUGGAUUCUGGUGGCAAUGGUCGCGGUGACGGGGAUGUUCAGUCCGUUGCCAGCCAACAUCUACUUCCCCGCCCUUCCCACGCUCGCAGAGGCUUUCAACCGGUCAGUCGAGGACAUCAACCUCACCGUGACCAUCUACCUUGCCAUGCAGGGGUGCUCGCCGAUGCUAUGGGGGCCUCUUUCGGACCGGUACGGACGAAGACCGUUGUUCCUUCUCUGCCUACUGAUCCUCGCUGGGUCGAGUCUAGGUCUGGCGCUCUGCCCGACGUCUGCCUUCUGGCUGCUGCUUCUCCUGCGCGCCGUACAGGCUGGUGGCUGCGCGAGCAUGAUUGCGCUGGGCGCUGGGCUCAUCGGGGAUAUUGCCACGGUCGAGGAACGCGGAGGGUAUUUCGGCAUGUUCAACCUGGGGCCGAUGCUCGCACCUUGCAUCGGCCCGGCCGUCGGCGGUGCCCUGUCUGAACAUCUCGGCUGGAGGAGCAUCUUCUGGUUCCUGCUCAUCGUCUCCGGUGGUUGUUUCGUGGUCGUGCUUUUGUUUUUGCCAGAGACGAUGCGGGCUUUGGUUGGCGACGGCAGCUGGACUCCCAGACAUUGGAUGUAUCAGCCGUUGACCCCAAUUGUUGGCAGGAAGAGAUCUUCAGACACCGAGGUUGGGCCAGGCCAGGUUGAUGAUAGUGUGGAGGUCAAGAAACGGUCCAGCGUGAACCCAUUCCACCUGUUUGUUUACCCGGAUAUCUUGUUGACGCUGUUGUAUACCGGCGUAGUGUAUGCGGUCAACUACACGAUCACGUCGACAAUCUCGUCCUCUUUUGCCGCUACUUACCCCUAUCUGUCGGAGACGUUACUGGGUAUAUGUUACCUAUCCACCGGCCUGGGUAUGAUCCUCGGCUCGACCAUCACGGGAAAGUUGUUGGACCUGGAUUAUGCUCGACUUCGGCGAAAGCGGGGACUCGCCAGAGCUGGAGAUGAUUCAACUGAAGAGGACGAUGACGACUUCCCCAUCGAAUACGCGCGGCUUCGGAUGAUGCCUACGCUGUUGGUGAUCUUUGUCGCCUGUGUUGUUGGCUGGGGCUGGUGCAUACAGUUCGGGACUUCCAUCGCCGGACCACUGGUCCUCCAAGUGAUACUUGGAUAUACAUCUAUCGCGAUCCUCAACACGACGAUGACGCUGAUGGUCGACAUAAUCAAGAACCAAAGCUCGGGAGUCACUGCCUGCACCAAUUUCGUCAGGUGCUCACUGGCUGCCAUACUUGUUUCAGUCAUCGACAAGGCAACUCAGAGCCGCCUUGGAUACGGCUGGACGUAUACACUGCUGGGGGGUUUGUGUGCCUUGUUGCUCCCAGUGCUUUACGCAGAGAUCCGAUGGGGACCGAAGUGGCGGAUGGAACGCGAUCGGAAGAAGGUCAAUUAG